AUGGAGCCCUCCUUCAACUUCCCGCAGGAUGACUUCGCUCUAGCAAUCCUCACCCACGCGGCAAUGCAGACCAAUCACGACCACAACACCCCAAGCUCUCACACUAGCAACUCCAAUUCUGGCUACAACCGAUCGUCCGGGCCUAGUUCCACUUUGACAGGAGCCGACGUCCGGGGUUCUUCAGCAACGUCCAUGAUCAGUAAUCGCAACCCCAACCUUGGUAUCAAUCGCAGUCAGGACUCCAGCCUUGCACACUCGCGGCCUCAAGAUAUAUUAAGCUACACAUCCGCAGUCACAUCGUCACGCAGCAUGGAGACUCUCACGUUCAAUCCAGCACAAACCGGGAGACAGAAUUCUUACAUGGGGCCAACGUAUCGCGGCAUUGGGUCCCAGAUAUCUCAGAACUACGCCCAGAGCCUGGGGAUCUUGAAUGCGGAGUCGUAUGAUGAUGGGCGAGCACAGCAACAGUCGGGAGAGAUGCGGUUGAAGCAGACCGCGCCCCCGGACCCAUUGUUGCAGUUUGGCAUGAUGGAGACUCCGGAAGUGAGAACGGAUAGUGAUGAGUUGGACAAGGGGUCUAGGCGGCGGAGGAAGCACAAAAUUGACCAUCAGAUUGAGGACGAUGACGAGGAAGCAAGGAAGAAGGCUCGUGGAAGGCCCAGAGUCGAUACUAAGGAUGAGACUGCUGCUGAUCGGAGGAGAACUCAAAUACGAAUGGCCCAGAGAGCCUACCGCCAUCGUAAAGAGACCACUAUCACCUCCCUGGAAAAGCAAGUCCAAGACUUAAGAGGUACAAAUGAGGAGAUGAGCAACAUUUUCAUCAGCCUCUAUGAUUUUGCUGUCAGCAAAGGGUUGCUGCAGCGUGAACCCGAAUUUGGACAGCAACUUCAGUCGACUACUGAGAGAUUCCUUGCUCUUGCAAAGUCUACUGCAAACGAUGAAGAAAACCAUGAUGAACACAGCAAGGAUGGGAAGUCUGAACCGGAAUCCGGCCGAAAAACCAAAAAGACCAGGACUUCUCCUGAGAAAGUCCAGGAGUCAGAAGCUUUGUCGUCGCAACCAUGGGGUGGAUACUUUGCAAAGUCCGAGAGUCCAGUAGAGGAGACGCAGCCGCAGUAUCUCGAGCAGCAGUCUUACGGCCAGAGAAAUUACCAAAGAGAUUUGGAGAUCAUCACUCGACCUACUGAGGAUAAUGCAAGCUUUCCACUUGAUCUCAUGGAUCUCCAAACAUACAGAGUCGAUGUUCCUCCUGUCGAGAACUUCAUGCAGGACUUUUACUCUGAAGCACAGCUGCCGCUUCCGAACACUCACAACUAUGCCGAGUUUUCCUUUGCCAGAAGAAUUCAACGAGGCGCGAUCGAAAGAGCCUUCAGGCUCAUUACUGCCAAGAAUCCACCGCAGAUCCGUUUCCAGGAAGUCUUCGGCUUUUGCUUCCAGUAUGAAAGUAGGGAGUCCGUGGAGGCUAGAUUGAAGCGUCUUAUUUCCAGCAGCGCAAACGAAUCCCUCCAAGAAUGGAAGGCUCCGUUUGUCCACGUUGGUGGUGCCGGCACCUUCUACCCGAUGCAUGAUAACGAUGUAAAUGAAGACUUGAUGCCCAAGUUUCGCACUGGGUACUCCAUGGGUCCCUUCUCGCCAUCUGUCGCACCAAUCCAGGAGAAAAUACAAGGAGGCAUGCGGCUCAGCCUCCCUGGCUAUGAGGGAGAAUGGUUCGACCCGAACGAUGUAGAAGGGUAUUUGAGGGGCCGUGGCCUUGAAAUUCCUCCCUCUGCGGAUUACAUCACUGCUGAAAUCGAUCUUGCGAUCCUAGGAGAGGUUGGCAGCCCUCACAGCGAUAGCACAAUCACCACUGUAUCACCGAGAACACCACAAAGUCCACUCGACAAAAUGUUGGCGGACGGUGGUAAUAUGACCUACAAUUUCGAAUUCGCUAAACCUGAAGGAAAGGCUUUUCCCUUUCCAAUAGGUUAUGCGGAUUGGGACAGCAAUGUCAAUGUUCGGGAAGCAAGCAACAUCGAUCCCAUCUUCAAUGUCGCUCCAAAUCGAAACAAUUCAAACAAUACGUCAGACGUCAAUGCGACCGAGGUUCCACGUAUCGAGAAGCGCUUGGUGACGGUCAAUAUCAAAAUCUUGCUUGAGUCAAUCCUCGAUCAUGGGGUCUGUUUAGGCCGGGCUCCUGGCUUUAGACCGUCUGACGUAAAUUCUGCUAUCAUUGCCGCAGUGAAGGCUGGAUUUUGA
Hyaloscypha bicolor E is the source of this 2235-nucleotide messenger RNA. RefSeq lists its product as uncharacterized. Lineage: Eukaryota; Fungi; Ascomycota; Leotiomycetes; Helotiales; Hyaloscyphaceae. The transcript has 3 exons. The record is from RefSeq and is a predicted model, not a curated record. Gene Ontology annotation, biological process: regulation of DNA-templated transcription. The coding region runs from base 1 to 2235 and encodes 744 amino acids. Gene Ontology annotation, molecular function: DNA-binding transcription factor activity.